Trichophyton rubrum CBS 118892 is the source of this 2483-nucleotide messenger RNA. RefSeq lists its product as uncharacterized. The transcript is spliced from 2 exons. Gene Ontology annotation, biological process: peroxisome organization; very long-chain fatty acid catabolic process; fatty acid beta-oxidation. The record is from RefSeq and is a predicted model, not a curated record. Gene Ontology annotation, cellular component: peroxisomal membrane. Lineage: Eukaryota; Fungi; Ascomycota; Eurotiomycetes; Onygenales; Arthrodermataceae. Gene Ontology annotation, molecular function: ATP binding; long-chain fatty acid transmembrane transporter activity; ABC-type transporter activity. The coding region runs from base 951 to 2483 and encodes 510 amino acids.
AUGAUUUCAACGAGGCCGAAGGCGACGAAGAGAUGAAGAUGAAAACAAGACAAUCUGGGAGUUUUGGACGUUGGGAGUUGAGCAUAUGUGGAGCUAGAUGUGUAGGGACAGCAGGAUGCCAGGUAUAUGCUUGAUCUCCAGCUCAGAUAGAACGUAUUUCCUCGCUAAGGCGGUUGCUUCGGCAAGCCGCUAGUUAAUACCCCAGAUUGCGGCGACAACAUCACCACAAACUACUUCCACCACCAUGGCGGUCCUUUCUCACCCGACAGGACACGGACUAGAACGGUCAAUCAAAGAUCUUGUAUCUCUUCUCACCAAGAAAUACGUCAAGCACCGCACCGGCAUAUCUCGCGCAGUUUACCUAACGCUUUUUCUCGCCCUCGCCAAACGAAUACACAAUGCUAUUGCCGAGCAAAGGUCUGCCUCUGAGAUUCAGGCUGGAAACAGAGCUGGCACUCGAAAGUUGAAUGGGGAAGAUAGCACAGGCGCAGGAGGUGAUGGCGGUGGUCCACCUCGGAAAAGGGUUGGUCUGAAUCGAGAGUUUCUGCGGAAUUUACUGCGGCUGUUGAAGAUUGUGAUACCAGGCUGGAAGAGCAAAGAGCUCCGACUACUGAUAAGCCAUUCAGUAUUUCUUGUUUUGAGGACGUUGUUGAGUUUAUAUGUUGCGGAGCUGGAUGGAAAACUCGUCAGCAGCUUGGUUAGAGGCAAAGGCAGGGAGUUCCUCCUUUCUCUGGCCUGGUGGAUGACUGUAGCGGUACCGGCCACCUUUACCAAUUCAAUGGUAAGUAUCUUGCUUUUAAAGUGGACUUCUAUUUGCAUUUAUAGACUUGAGCUUGGUUGUUCCCUUGCUAACCUGCUUGGGAUGGUAGCUUUCGUACCACCAAUGCCAGCUGGCCCUUCAGUACCGGAAACGCCUGACUGAGUACAUUCAUAACCAGUACUUGUCAAAUAUGAACUUUUAUGCGUUAUCUGCGCUGGAUGACCGGAUCAAGAACCCAGACCAGCUUAUCACCGUGGACAUAUCGCGAUUUUCCAACAGCUUGGCGGAGUUAUACUCUAACCUUGCCAAACCGAUUCUCGAUAUGGCUAUUUACAAUUACUCUCUCUCCAAAAACGUGGGUGGCGAGGGCCUUUUCAUCAUGGCACUUUUGGUGCAGCUCUCCGCUAAUGCUAUGAGAGCCCUUACCCCACCUUUUGGUAAAUACGUGGCCGAGGAAGCGAAGCUAGAGGGAGAGUUCCGUUUCCAGCAUACGAGGUUAAUUGAUUAUAGCGAAGAGGUUGCUCUUUAUCACGGCCAUGAAUCAGAGAGAGAUACUCUAGACAAGGGGUAUUUCACUCUUAUUAAACAUGUCAACCGGAUCUUGCGAAGGAGACUCUACCAUGGCUUCAUGGAAGACUUUGUUAUCAAAUACUUCUGGGGUGCUUUGGGUUUGAUAUUAUGCAGUGUGCCUGUCUUCUUUAAAAUCCCUAGCCAAAUAACCUCAACCAUGGGAGAUCGGACUGAGAGCUUCGUGACCAACCGGAGGAUACUGCUGUCCUCCUCCGAUGCCUUUGGAAGAGUGAUGUUCUCAUACAAGGAGAUUUCCCAGCUUGCCGGACAUACUUCUCGUGUGGCUUCUCUCUUGGAGGUAAUGGAUGACAUAACUGCCGGUCGUUUCCAGAAGAAGCUUGUCUCUUCCGUAUCAACGGAUGCUAAUGCCGCUGUUCUUGGAAAUCGCGGAACCAUCGUUGAAAGUGACUCGAUCGAAUUCACAGAUGUGCCCAUCAUCUCACCCAAUGGAGAUGUUUUGGUUGAAAAGCUUACCUUCACUGUCCAUCCUGGAGAGCAUCUGCUUAUCGUUGGACCUAACGGUUGUGGAAAGUCAUCUCUUUUCCGUAUUCUUGGUGGAUUAUGGCCUGUAUACGGUGGUACAGUUAAGAAGCCGUCCUUUGAAGAUAUCUUCUAUAUACCACAGCGCCCAUAUUUGUCACGCGGAACCCUUCGGCAGCAGGUCAUUUAUCCUGAUGGCCUCAAAGAAAUGCAUGAAAAGGGGGUCACCGACUCAGACCUUUUCGACAUCUUAUCCAUCGUGGAGAUUUCGUCCAUCGUCGACAGACCCGGUGGUUGGGAUGCCGAAGAAGAGUGGCGAGAUGUACUCUCCGGCGGACUACAGCAACGAAUUGCUAUGGCUCGAUUGUUCUAUCAUAAGCCAAAAUACGCUAUUUUAGAUGAAUGUACUUCCUCGGUCACACUGGAGAUCGAAAAGGUCAUGUACGAGACUGCUAAGGAACUUGGUGUCACCUUGAUGACAGUUUCCCACCGGAGGAGUCUGUGGAAAUACCACAAGAAGAUCCUCCAGUUUGACGGCCAGGGAAACUGUAUCUUUACCGGUUUGGACUGGGAACGCCGACUGAAGCUUGAAGAUGAGAAGGAAGAUAUUGAUCUACAACUUCGAGCUGUUCCUGAGUUAGAACGACGCGUUAAAGAGCUCACCACGGAAUAG